Messenger RNA from Drosophila eugracilis, 525 nucleotides. RefSeq lists its product as uncharacterized. The coding region runs from base 1 to 525 and encodes 174 amino acids. The transcript is spliced from 3 exons. Lineage: Eukaryota; Metazoa; Arthropoda; Insecta; Diptera; Drosophilidae. The record is from RefSeq and is a predicted model, not a curated record.
AUGGACUUCAAGUUGGGAAUUUUGUUGGCAUUCGGAACGAUGGCCUUUCUUGUCUGCAGUGAGGCACCUUUUGUGAAAAUGACAAACGUGGUCUGUGAGUCAUACAACAAGUCGUGGAUCGCCGUUCACUACUGCCGGCUGAAGGCGUAUUCGCGGAACAAGACCAGCUCGAAUAUAAAUCUGACACUCUCUGAGCCAACCAGUAAUGUGUUCGUCCAUGUGAAGCUGAUGAAGAAGUACAACGGCUACAAGCCCUUCUUGGUGGAUGUCACCUUGGAUGGCUGUCAGUUUAUGCGGAAGCGAAAUAAUCCCACAGUGAAGAUCAUCUGGAACUUGAUCAAGGAUGUGUCCACUCUCAACCACACCUGUCCUUAUAGGGGCUUGCAGAUGCUGAGCGACUUCCAUCGCAUUGAAGUUCCAGUUCCACUUCCAACGGGAGACUACCUACUUAUGUUGAACUUUUUGUUCUUUGGCAAGAAACAGUUCGGAACAAAAGUCUAUUUUACCUUUGUUGAGGACUUGUAA